Molecule: messenger RNA, 961 nt
Organism: Ambispora leptoticha
Lineage: Eukaryota; Fungi; Glomeromycota; Glomeromycetes; Archaeosporales; Ambisporaceae
Source: the annotation of a GenBank genome assembly
CAUAUAUCAAAUGUAAAGGAUUCAUCAGAAAUCAGACGUAUUUCAUCAAAAGUCGUACGCAGAUCAGUAGAGGGUAUUUUAUCAAUCAGGCAAAGUGAUCUAGACGAAGCACAUACUAGACUAAUAAACAUGGCAAAGUUAAUUGAGAAACAUUAUGGUCAACAUAUUCGGAUGAAUGGCUUAUUAGGAAUCUACCCUACAAAUAAUCGGUCUAUUGAACCUGAACUUAUGCGUAUUCUAAUGAAAAAUGCACAAAUAGAAUUUAGAAUAAAUUCUGUUAAUAUGAGUGAGGCUAAAUUAUUAUUAGAUCAAGCUCUUUCUCUUUUAGAUAAAAAAGUGCGUAGAAGCUUAAAAAUGACUGAAAACUUUGAGUGUAAGGAUUUGGUAGAUUAUCUGAAGAUGGCAAAUAAAAUUACUAAUGUUAAUGUAAUCACUGGUACAGAAAAAUAUCCGGGUGAGAUGAUUGGAAAGAUAAAUGAGAAUGUAUAUACUUCUGAUGAAUUUUAUCAAAAUUUAAUAAAUUAUUAUUCUAUACUAUCUGAAGAGCUUUAUGGUGAUCUUUAUGUAACUGAGCCAAUAGCAAUAGAACGAGCUAUUUCCCAGUUUGGAAGAUUAAAAAUUGGUGCUGAAAUAUAUGGAUCGAAGAUUGCCCCUAGAUAUGAAAAUCGCUCAUAUAUCAGAGCGAAGUUCAUGGCUUAUAGAGACAAUUCCGUAGACAUAUAUCUGGGAAAAAUACAAUUCUUUUUUCAACAUAAAUAUGAUAAUAAUAUAUACCAUCUAGCAUAUGUUCGAUGGUAUCGACCAGAUAACACGCACCGUUUUUACUUAUCAUUAAAAGAAGAUAGUCGAUGUGAUAUAGAAAUUUGGCAAGAAAACUUUUAUGAAGAAUCAAGAGAUUGUAUAAUACCCAUACAAAGGAUAUUAGGACGAUUCAUACCUUCUUCGUAUAAAUUUAAAAGAG